GUGAGGAGAACCGGAUCCAUGUUUGUCGGUCUUUUGGGCUGAGGGCUGGCAGCAUGUCGGCGAUUGGGGUUCAUUUCGGUUAUACAUCCGCUUGUGUGGCGAUAUUUAAGGAUGGACGGGCUGAUGUGGUGGCUAACGAUGCAGGAGACAGAGUAACGCCAACUGUGGUGGGCUACAGAGACACUGAACAGAUUGUAGGUAUAGCAGCAAAACAGGGACGGGUCCGCAAUGCUGCCAGCACAGUCAUCAAAGUGAAACAAGUGCUCGGGAGAAGCUUUGAUGACCCAGAGAUACAAAGGCACAGAACGGAGACCAAAUGUCAGGUUGUCAGCAGAGAAAACAAACCUUUUUAUGAGAUCACAUCAGGACAGCAGCCAAAGUAUGUUGCUCCAGAAGAUGUCGCAAAGCUCAUCUUCCAGAAAAUGAAAGAAACGGCUCAGUCGGCUCUGGGAGGCUCGGAUGUAAGUGACGCUGUCAUUACUGUUCCCUCAGAGUUUGCACAUGCUCAGAAGCGUGCUCUUAGGAACGCGGCUGAAGCUGCAGGGUUCAAUGUCCUGAGGCUAAUCCACGAGCCUGCUGCUGCUUUGCUGGCCUAUGACAUCGGACAGGAGUCGCCGUCAGGGAAGAGUCACGUCCUCGUCUACAAGCUCGGUGGGACGUCCCUGAGCGUGACAGUGCUGCAGGUCAAUGGAGGAAUGUUCCUGUGUUGCAGCGCUCACACUGACCACAGCAUCGGAGGAGAGGCUUUCACUCAGGCCUUAGCGCAGCACCUCGCCUCAGAAUUCAAACGCACGUUUAAGCACGAUGUGAGCUCUAAUCCUCGGGCUAUGUUGAAGCUGAUGAAUGGUGCAGAGAUGGCUAAGCACUCCCUGUCCUCGCUGGGUUCAGCCAACUGCUUUGUUGACUCCCUUCAUGAUGGUAUCGACUUCGAGUGCAGCGUCUCGAGAGCUCGAUUUGAGCUGCUCUGCUCUUCACUCUUCAACAAAAGCAUCCAGCCAAUCAAAGCCGUCCUCGAGGAGGCGGGUCUUACACCUCACAACAUUAGCAAGGUGGUUCUUUGCGGCGGCUCGGCCAGAAUUCCUCGUCUGCAGCAGAUGAUCCGUGAAAUGUUUCCGGAUGUGGAGCUUCUCAACGCGGCACCUCCUGACGAGGUCAUCGCUGUGGGCGCAGCCCUGGAGGCGGGCCUGCUGGUCGGCAGAGAUGGCCUUACCCCAGAGGAAGACUCUGUCACAGUGGAUGUGUCUUCCAUUGACGUACUAGUAAAAGAGGAGAUGGAUGAGUCUGGAGCUGAGAUGUUCACGGUUCUCCUUCCUGUGGGCACACCCCUCCCUGCCCACAGACAUCACAUCCUCAGGGGGGACGGAAAACUGUCCUCGCUGUGUUUGGAGAUUUACCAGCGAUUCAUCACAGAGCAGCCGGAGAAGCUGUCCAAGAUUGUUUUUAGAGACCUGCAGCCCACAGAGGAGAGUCACAGCAUUGACACUGUGGUGACCAUGAAAAGCGAUGGCUCCAUUCAUCUUUCCUGUGUAGAACAGGGCACUGGAAGGUCAGAGGUCGUCACCAUAGCAGCUGCAUCGUGACGUGUUUUCCAAAAAACAAACGAAGCAUGGUCUCAGUGCGAUGUUAUUUUCUGUUUUUUACCCAAUAAACGUAUUAAACGUG
Messenger RNA from Maylandia zebra (zebra mbuna), 1662 nucleotides. The record is from RefSeq and is a predicted model, not a curated record. Lineage: Eukaryota; Metazoa; Chordata; Actinopteri; Cichliformes; Cichlidae.